This is a messenger RNA of Eruca vesicaria subsp. sativa (arugula), 1191 nucleotides long. NCBI's taxonomy places the organism in Eukaryota, Viridiplantae, Streptophyta, Magnoliopsida, Brassicales, Brassicaceae. The record is from the annotation of a GenBank genome assembly.
UUUUAAUAAGAAGAAAGAAUACGAAUUAAAUCUGGAAAACCUAAUUCACUUCCUCUUAUAUUCAUCUUCAUCUUCAUCUCUUUGAUUGGACAUGGGUUUCACCAAAGAUGAGUUGCUUGCUCGACUUCAGGAACUGGAGAUCGAUUAUUCCAAGUAUGAGCAUCCUCCUGUUCUAACUGUGGAUGAACAGGCUAAGUAUGUAAGCAGUAGCGAGGGGGCACUAAGUAAGAAUCUCUUCUUCAAGGACAAGAAACAUCGGUAUUACAUCAUCUCAGCCAUGGUAGAUACCAAAGUCGACAUUAAAGUUUUAUCUCAAAGACUCGGUCUGGGUAAAGGAGGUAUAAGAAUGGCUCCUGAAGAAGCACUUUCUGAGCUUUUGCAGGUGUCUCUUGGAUGUGUUACUCCGUUUGCAGUUGUAAAUGAAUCAUCAAGAGAUGUGUCGCUCUUGUUAGACCACAAAUUCAAGAACCAGACACGCUGCAUCUUCCACCCUUUGUCUAACGACGUCUCAAUCUCUCUUACCACAUCGGGUCUAGACAAGUUUCUUCAGUCGAUUGGGAGAGAACCCGUAUACGUUGAUCUUGAGGCUAACCCAGUGGUUGGUAAAGACCAGCCUCCAGAUCUAGCUGUUUAUGUUCCAUCUAAUUCAGUUGAGCUUCCUAACAAAACACCUUCGGCACAAGCUCCUCCUCCCAAGAAUGUGUCAGCAGAGAAGACUAAGCCUGUGGCUUCAGCCAAACCGAGCAAGCCAGCUGGUAAUGUGAAAAGUGUAGUGGAAAAUUCACCUCUAACAGUAUUCAAGAACCCUGAGAAAUUCGUGGAGGAGAUUUUGGACAAGACAUCCACUCUUUUAUUGUCUGAGGCGAAGGGAGAGAAUGUGGAGGCUUUAGUAGAAACACUGAGAAAACGUCUUGCCUCAGAGUUUACCCACCUCGCAGUUAUGUACAAGAACACGGCCUACAGUGAAGGCUUGUACGCCGGUACACAGUGCCAACCAAAGCGACCGUAAGAGGAGUUUCGGUUUGUAUGCUGAACCAUUACCCAUUUUUCAACUUUUUUUCGUUGCACUACAUUUACAGACAAGACUGAGAAAUGAUUUUAUUUAUGUAUGCUCGAAGCAUUGUUGUUUCCUAGUACAAUGUUUUUUUCCUUAGUGUUUCUUCAAUGGAAAAUUACCAGGUUAACCAAAAG